CUAUUCCCUUAGCUGGGAAUCCAAACACUCCUUUUUCUCUCUCUCUUAAGUCUUCAAAGUUUUAUACAGUUUCCAUGCACCCAUUCAUCUAACUAAUUUCCCACUCUUUCUUCUCUCUAGAAAAAUGCUUCCUCUCAAAUUUCUCCUUUUUCUCAAUUUCCUCCUCCUCAUUUCCCCUUCCUCGGCCCUCACCUCCGUCACCGUCCGCCGCCUCGAUGACACCACCACCCCCACCGACCCCAACGUCAAGUGCGCCCCAUGCGAACAAAAUCCCCCGUCUCCGCCGCCGCCGGUUGUGUACCCCUCACCACCGCCGCCGUCUCCUCCGCCACCCGAUGUCGUCCCCUACUACUCUCCCCCACCCCCCAAGAAGAAAGAGCCCAAAAGCCCCAACUGCCCUCCGCCGCCGUCUCCGUCGUUCAUGUACAUAACUGGACCUCCCGGCGACCUCUAUCCCAUCGACCAGGGUUACAACGCCGCCGGGCGGAGAUCCGCCGCAACCGUGGUUGGGGUUGUUCUGGCCGGGCUUCUGUUGGUCGUUUAGAAACGGUGGGAUCUCAAUAGAAUUUCUCGUAAGGUAAAACAAAUUUCCCCGUACGAGAAACUUUUUAAUUUGGGAUAUUAUUGUUUUAGAAUUUUUAUGGUUCAUCAUCAUAAUUUUCUUGUCCAAUAAUUUUGUAAUUUGUACCAAAUAUUUAAUUUGUCCAGAAAUUUGUGAUAAGAAAAAGAAGAGAAGAUAUCUGUGUUUUUGUUUAGCAAUUUAUUUUCCUCUCCUUUUUCAAUGAAAAUAUGGAAAAUUAGGCCAAAAUUAUUCAGUGCGAUCA
This is a messenger RNA of Cucumis sativus (cucumber), 824 nucleotides long. RefSeq names its product leucine-rich repeat extensin-like protein 6. The coding region runs from base 125 to 544 and encodes 139 amino acids. The record is from RefSeq and is a predicted model, not a curated record. NCBI's taxonomy places the organism in Eukaryota, Viridiplantae, Streptophyta, Magnoliopsida, Cucurbitales, Cucurbitaceae. The transcript has a single exon.